This is a messenger RNA of Lymnaea stagnalis (great pond snail), 239 nucleotides long. The record is from the annotation of a GenBank genome assembly. Lineage: Eukaryota; Metazoa; Mollusca; Gastropoda; Lymnaeidae.
GGUAUAAGUGCAAGACCUGUUAAUGAAGAUUUGAUCAGGCUCAGUACAUACUGUGAAAAGUGGAGACUGAAAGUAAACAACACCAAGGCAGUAUACACGGUCUUCACUAAAAAGCCCCAAGGUAGCCAAACAGAACAUUACACUAUUCCUAAAAGGUAGCCAAACAGCACAUUACACUAUCCCUACAAGGCACCAUACCCCAAAAAGAAGACAACCCAAUAUAUCUAGGUCUCCAGUUA